AUGUCUGAGUUUGCACACCUGGCUCACACCAUCCCCCCAGAUCAACUGCACAUGGAAGAACCGCAGAGUGUCAAGGCUAACAUCCUAAAACUCAUAGGGGAAAACACAGGAGUAAAUCUUCACAACUUUGAGCUAGGCAGGGAUUUCUUAGGUUACCAUGGGAAAAAAAAUUGCCGGGCAGUCACCACAAUCCUGGGUGCCAUGGAGUUUGGGCGCCGCAUGGACCAAGCUGCGAGUGCCGCUUCAUUGCGCACCUUCCUGGAUCAGGGCUACAACGAGAUCGACACAGCCUUCUACUACGCUGAUGGCCAGUCGGAGACCAUCCUGGGCGGCCUGGGGCUCGGGCUGGGCCGCAGCGACUGCAAAGUGAAAAUUGCCACCAAGGCCCUCCCAUUAGACGGACUGACACUGAAGCCGAAGAGUGUGCGGAACCAGCUGGAGACUUCACUGAAGCGGCUGCAGUGUCCUCGUGUGGACCUCUUCUACUUGCACAUGCCUGACCGCAACACCCCCAUAGAAGAGACGCUGCGUGCCUGCAAUGAGCUGCACCAGGAGGGCAAGUUUGUGGAGCUGGGCCUUUCCAACUACUCCUCCUGGGAGGUGGCUGAGAUCUGCACCCUGUGCAAGAAGAAUGGCUGGAUUCAGCCCACUGUGUACCAGGGCAUGUGCAAUGCUGUCACCCGGAUGGUGGAGAAGGAGCUGUUCCCCUGUCUCAGGCACUUUGGUUUGAGGUUCUGUGCCUUCAACCCACUGGCAGCUGGGUGGUGCCUUGGCACAGGUUACCCUGGGUACAAGUAUAAGGACAAGAACGAAAAAAUGCCUGUGAGCCGCUUCUUUGGGGAUAAGGUUUCUCCGAUGUACAUGAAUCGCUACUGGAAAGAGGAAUUCUUUGAAGGCAUCACCCUGGUGCAGAAGGCCCUGCAGGCUGCGUAUGGCUCCAACACCCCCAGCUUGACCUCAGCCACCCUACGCUGGAUGUACCACCACUCCCAGCUGAAGGUAACCCCGCUGUCCCACAUGUGCAACUUCUGCUCUGUAUUUUAG
This is a messenger RNA of Ochotona princeps (American pika), 1044 nucleotides long. RefSeq names its product aflatoxin B1 aldehyde reductase member 3-like. The record is from RefSeq and is a predicted model, not a curated record. Bases 1 to 1044 code for a protein of 347 amino acids. Gene Ontology annotation, molecular function: oxidoreductase activity. NCBI's taxonomy places the organism in Eukaryota, Metazoa, Chordata, Mammalia, Lagomorpha, Ochotonidae. The transcript has 7 exons.